Molecule: messenger RNA, 1599 nt
Organism: Raphanus sativus (radish)
Lineage: Eukaryota; Viridiplantae; Streptophyta; Magnoliopsida; Brassicales; Brassicaceae
Exons: 8
Coding region: 264-1364 (366 amino acids)
Molecular function (GO): RNA binding
Source: RefSeq, a predicted model, not a curated record
GAAAAAAGCUGACCCGUUUUGAAGCGGUUGUCUCUUUUUUUCUUUCUUUUGCCGCGAGUUAUUAAUACCGUUUUGGACCAGUCAACAGCGCAAGGCUGGCUCUUUGGUGUCGUCGCUUCGUAUUAUCGUCUCAUCAUCGACCUUUCCUUUCCCAAUGCGGUUCACUUGGAAACUCGCGAUUCAUCUUCCUAGGGUUUACUAAGGGUUUCUCAGUCUCUCUAUAAACAAACUCAUCCUCUAAAGACUGUUCACUGAGUAGUGUAAUGGAGAGAUACAGUAGAGUCGAGAAACCAAAACAAGUUUCUCCGAUCAACGAGAAUGAGAUCCGUGUCACCAGCGUUGGCCUUAUCCGAAACUACAUCACCUAUGCCAUCACUCUUCUUCAGGAGAAAGGUGCGAAGGAGAUUGUGUUGAAGGCAAUGGGACAAGCAAUCAGCAAGACCGUCACAAUCUCUGAGAUACUCAAAAGUAAAGUUCCAGGCUUGCAUCAAGAUGUUAAUAUCAGUUCUAUGAGCAUUACUGAUGUGUUUGAGCCUAUGGAGGAGGGUCUUGUACCGGUGGAGGUGAUACGACAUGUUUCCAUGAUUUCAAUCACAUUGUCUUUGAGUGAGCUUAAUCUUGAUUCUCCUGGGUAUCAAGCUCCAGCAAAGAUAGAUCAGUCUAAGCCUCAGUAUCAGCCAAAUCUAGCAACUCAAGCCCGUCUUCCUUACAAUGCUUACCGUGAAGAUUCGUAUGGCAGAGGGAGGGGACGUGGCAGAGGAAGAGGUGGGUAUGGAAACUACAAUGGGAGUUAUCAAGGAAAGUACCAAGGGAACUAUCAAGAAGAUUAUCAAGAAAAUGAUGGCGGGUAUUCAAACUAUGGCAGAGGCCGUGGUCGUGGCCGGAGCUAUGGCUAUCAUGGUGCUGGAUAUCAGGGUGGUAGAGGCAGUUAUGGUGGUGGCGGAGAUGGUGGAUAUGGUAGUAACAGAGACAGUUACGGUGGUGGUAGGGAUGGUGGUUAUGGUGGUGGAAGAGGUGGCGGGUAUGGAGGAGUAGUCAAAGACCAGGGAUACGGUGGAGGCAGAAACCAGGAUUACGGUAGUGGCAGAGACCAGGGAUACGGUGGAGGCAGAGAAGACGGAUUUGGAGGAAGAAGAGGCGGGUUUCGAGGUGGUAGAGGUGACAGGUAUGAUGGAUAUGGUGUAAGCAAAGGUGGAUAUGGUAGAGACAGAGGCCGAGGAGAUGGACAUGGAGCAGGACUAGGAAACAGGUAUGAGGGAGGUGGAGGCGGAUAUGAUGGAGGGAGAGGCUAUGGCCGUGGACGUGGAAGAAUGGGUUAUGGUGGUCGUUCAAGGGGUGGUGCUAAUAACCAAAACCAUGCCUAAGUUCUAAGUUGCUUCUCUGCUUUUUUCCCCCUAAAACUCUUAUCACAAUCAUGUUGGCUUUUUAGGAAGACAGUUCUGUAAAUCUCCAUUAGGAGUCUUAAGUAAGAGGUUCCUUAUUAUUUUCUUCUUUCUUUUACCUUCUUCUGCACUACUGUAGCCAUUAUUAGCCAAGUUUAAAAUCAGCUACUGUGUUCCCUGUUUUUGUUUCUUGUAAUUAACUACGGCUUCCGUUUCU